Molecule: messenger RNA, 693 nt
Organism: Cajanus cajan (pigeon pea)
Lineage: Eukaryota; Viridiplantae; Streptophyta; Magnoliopsida; Fabales; Fabaceae
Source: RefSeq, a predicted model, not a curated record
AUGGAUUUUAAUAUUUUGAGUUGGAACAUCAGAGGGGCUGUUAAUGCCAAAGGUAAAAGGAGGGUUGCGGAGUUAGUAAGGCUCCAUCAUCCGUCUAUAUUUAUUGUUUUGGAGACCCAUUGUCAAUUUUCUUCGGUGGAAUCGUUCUGGUCAAAGCUGGGUUAUCGGUUGUGCUACAGCAUGGAGGCUACGGGGCAUUCUGGAGGUAUUUGGGUCUUGAUGGCGUUGUCAUGCUCUGCUAAAGUUUCGGACCUUGCUUCCCAUCCUCAGGCUAUGUCGUUUAUGGUUGUUGAAGGAAGUAAGCGCUGGGUGUGUACUGCUGUUUAUGCUAGUCCUCGGGUGGAGCUUAGGCAAGGGGUUUGGGCUCAUCUUCGGGAGUUGGGGGGCCGGAUUACGUUGCCAUGGCUGGUGCUUGGAGACUUCAAUGAAAUUAUGUUUUCAUCAGAGUGUAGGGGUGGUCGCUUCUCGUCAUCACGGGCCUCACAAUUCCUGGACGUUCUGAAUGACUGCAAUCUUCUUGACAUGGGGGCUAAGGGUUUACGCUUCACGUGGUAUAGAAAUCAACGCGGGGUUGUGCUGGCAAAGAGGCUAGACCGUGCGGUGUGUAAUGUUGAGUGGCAAGCUAUGUUUCCAGAAGCAUAUGUUGAGAACCUGUGCAUGUGCUACUUCCUUCGUGGUGCCCAAGGAAGAUAA